AUGACCGAGAAAAACGCUGCGCAAACGGGCACGAGACCCGAACAACCCGGCAAUGGUACCUUAGGAAAUCUCAAGAACAAUAUGGCCGAGGGAGACGCAGCCAAAAAGGACUUGAGCGCCAAAGACAACUCGCGAAAUUCUCCAGCGUCCAAAGGUGAAAACGCUGCUGCGGGGACUCACGCCAGCCCCAAGAAGCGUCGCAAGGUUAAUCAUGAGCCUUCAAAGCGAGCUCGGAGUGAACACGAACAUUCUGCAGCGGAUGACGAAAGUGUGCAGAACAAUGACUUUUCCAACGUCCUUCAAGGUAUGACUAGCAAUGUCGACGUCCCGGAUGCUGCCGGUCAGCAAAUCCUCCCCAAUGGGCUUCCAUCGUCGUCUGUGCAGCACGGCAGCCUCUCCUCUUCUUCAGGCCAAGGCCCCGGCGCAACUUCCCAGCCACUUCUCGGUUACAAUGACUGGCUUGGUGGCCAAAGCCAAUUUCAGGAUAUGCAUACUUUUCAUCCUUCGUACAUGUUCAAUGCCCCGGAGGUCACAAACGAAUAUAACCUUCUUGGUGACUUCCUGAGUAACAGUCUCUUGGAUGACGGAUCUAUGUUCCAGAAUGAUGAUCUGCAAGGGAUUUAUUCUGACCCGACGUUGAUCAGUUCGAUGGCAACACUCAGUGGGGGACCUAACGCGGCGUUACUCCAGCAAUCACAACCGCCGCCUUUGACUCAGAACCAACCAUCUCAGGGCGAUUCAAUCCAAGGUCCGACCAGUGGAGCGGUAAACGAUAAAGCGCGCGAAACGUAUUACAUGACGGCAGCAGAUCCCUCCGGGUCUGACCCACCGGAAGAGCGAAUGAACAAACUUCUCAAGGCUAAAUACGACGCUGGCCUUCUCAGACCAUUUAACUACGUAAAGGGCUACGCCAGGUUAAACCAAUAUAUGGAAAAGAAUCUACAGCAAGCCUCACGCCAGAAGAUUCUCCGACAACUCGAUAAAUUCAGGCCCAAGUUUCGGGAGAGAAUGCAGAGUCUGACGGAUAUCGAACUCAUUCUUGUGGAGAUGUGGUUUGAACGGAGCUUGAUGGAAUACGAUCGUGUUUUCGCUAGUAUGGCGAUUCCCGCUUGCUGCUGGAGACGUACGGGAGAGAUCUUUCGAGGCAACAAGGAGAUGGCAGAAUUGAUCGGAGUCCCAAUCGAAAGUCUAAGAGACGGCAAGCUAGCCAUUCAUGAAAUUAUUGUGGAAGAUCAGCUUGUGAGCUACUGGGAGAAAUUUGGAGCAAUUGCUUUUGAUAAUACACAAAAGGCAAUGCUCACAAGCUGCACAUUGAAAAGUCCCGACCCUAACGCUCCCGGCGAUGGGAUUCCCUGCUGCUUUUCAUUCACAAUACGGAGAGACCCGCACAAUAUUCCAUCUCUCAUUGUUGGGAAUUUCCUCCCAUCUCAACGAAAGAGCAAAUGA
This is a messenger RNA of Aspergillus nomiae NRRL 13137, 1446 nucleotides long. It is a transcript of the gene acuM, whose product is annotated as gluconeogenesis transcription factor RDS2. Gene Ontology annotation, molecular function: RNA polymerase II transcription regulatory region sequence-specific DNA binding. The coding region runs from base 1 to 1446 and encodes 481 amino acids. Lineage: Eukaryota; Fungi; Ascomycota; Eurotiomycetes; Eurotiales; Aspergillaceae. The transcript has 5 exons. The record is from RefSeq and is a predicted model, not a curated record. Gene Ontology annotation, cellular component: nucleus.